AUGGAAUUAUAUAAACAAGGAGCAGAAUCAAAAAUAUUCACUACUACAUUCUCAGAUCGAAAAGCCAUUGUUAAAGAACGAUUUUCAAGACAAUAUAGAAACAAAUUGUUGGAUUUAAAUAUACGAAAAGAACGCACUAAAGCUGAAGCAAAAGCGAUUUUGAAAUGUAAACUGGGUGGAAUUGCAACUCCUGUUAUAUAUUCUUUGGAUUUAAAAAACUACAAAAUAAUAAUGGAACAUAUAAAUGGUCAAACAGUAAAUGACUAUCUAACUAAUAUGAAUGAUACACAAGAUAAGAAGGAAAAGUUAACAAAAUUACUCACAAACUAUGGAGCUAUCAUAGGAAAAAUGCAUUCUCUUGGAGUAUUUCAUGGUGAUCUUACAACUUCUAACGUCAUACUUAAAGAAGACGAUACUUUGGUGUUGAUUGAUUUUGGCCUUAGCCAUUUUAACCCAAGUAUUGAAGACAAGGCUGUUGAUUUAUAUGUUUUAGAAAGAGCAUUUGUUAGUACACAUUCAUAUUUGUCAGAUUUAUUUUCAGUGAUAAUGGAUGGUUAUAAAAGUUCUUACGAAUUAGAUGUUCAAGCUGUUGUUAAUCAAUAUCUAAAUGUUCGAAUUCGAGGUCGUAAACGACAAAUGAUUGGCUAG
Messenger RNA from Diuraphis noxia (Russian wheat aphid), 648 nucleotides. It is a transcript of the gene Tcs5, whose product is annotated as TP53 regulating kinase. Gene Ontology annotation, molecular function: ATP binding; protein serine/threonine kinase activity. Lineage: Eukaryota; Metazoa; Arthropoda; Insecta; Hemiptera; Aphididae. The record is from RefSeq and is a predicted model, not a curated record. Gene Ontology annotation, biological process: protein phosphorylation. Gene Ontology annotation, cellular component: EKC/KEOPS complex; nucleus; cytosol.